Molecule: messenger RNA, 4305 nt
Organism: Calidris pugnax (ruff)
Lineage: Eukaryota; Metazoa; Chordata; Aves; Charadriiformes; Scolopacidae
Gene: PRKCQ
Product: protein kinase C, theta
Exons: 19
Coding region: 529-2670 (713 amino acids)
Biological process (GO): protein phosphorylation
Molecular function (GO): diacylglycerol-dependent serine/threonine kinase activity; ATP binding
Source: RefSeq, a predicted model, not a curated record
CUGCGCGGGCGGAGCCGAGGUUGCGCGGGGCUCGUAGAGUAGACGUGCCGAAGCCGAACUGAGCCACGCCGGGCUAAUCCCAGCCCAGCCGAGCUGGCCAAAUUGCUCGGAUAGCAGGAAGAAGGAGAAGAUCUCACCAUAUCCAGGACACAAGCCAAACAACCACCUACUGAGACCUGGCCACGCACUAACAAAAAGUUGUUCUGACUUCUACGGUCGCCCCAGAUUUUGGCACAGGAGGCUGAUGGAAACUCUUCACUCCACACUGCUGGGCAGGAGAGGAGACACUCGAGCAAGGAGCUACGUCUUGGUUUCUCAAGUUUCCCUCUCUCCUUGAUGGUCUUGCCUUCUGUCUCCUUGAACAGAGAGACCAAAUUUUAAAGUCAACCCAGCCAGACAGGCAGUUAUCCUCAUUAUUUCAGCUGAGAAAGUCCUUUUGAUGUUGUCCACAACUGUGAUGAAAAAAGAAGCCCCUCCAUCAAGAGACUGAACUUGUCUAUCAGGAAAAUACCAUUUACAGGACUUGUCAUGUCUCCUUUUCUGCGUAUUGGUUUGUCCAACUAUGACAGUGGCCCUUACCUGCCAUCCCAGGGGGAGGUGAUUAACCCUUACUGCGCGGUGAUGGUUAAAGAAGCCGUGGAGUCAGAAAAUGGCCAAGUGUACGUACAGAAGAAGCCCACCAUGUACCCACCCUGGAACAGCACUUUCGAUGCCCAUAUCAACAACGGCAGGGUCAUGCACAUCGUUGUCAAGGACAAAAGCGCCGAAAUGGUUUCAGAGACCACGGUGGAACUCAAGGUGCUCGCGGAGAGGUGCAAAAAGAGCAAUGGGAAGACAGAGAUAUGGCUAGAACUGAAACCUCAAGGCCGAAUGCUGAUGAAUGCAAGAUACUUCCUGGAAAUAAGUGAUGCAAAGGACCUGGCUGACUGUGAGACUGAAGGCUUUUUUUCCUUGCACCAGCGCAGGGGAGCCAUCAAACAGGCCAAAAUCCAUAAUGUCAAGUGUCACGAGUUCACAGCCACCUUCUUUCCACAACCCACGUUCUGCUCCGUCUGCCAUGAGUUUGUAUGGGGUCUGAAUAAACAAGGCUAUCAAUGCAGACAAUGUAACGCUGCAAUUCAUAAGAAGUGCAUUGAUAAAGUAAUAGCCAAGUGUACGGGGUCAGCAAUCAAUAGCAGAGAAACAAUGUUCCAUAAAGAGCGCUUCAAGAUCGACAUGCCUCACCGCUUCAAAGUCUACAACUACAAGAGCCCAACUUUCUGUGAUCACUGCGGCACGCUCCUCUGGGGCCUUGCGCGGCAAGGACUGAAGUGUGACGCAUGUAGCAUGAAUGUCCAUCACAAGUGCCAGACAAAAGUAGCAAACCUUUGUGGAGUUAACCAGAAACUAAUGGCUGAAGCUCUGGCAAUGAUAGAGAGCACCCAGCAGGCUCGCUGUCAGCGCGACACUGAACAGAUCUCCAGGGAUGGACCUCUUGAAAUUGGCUUCCCAGUUCCUGUGAGGGAGAUAACACCACUUCAGGCAUUGCCAGCAUCUACAACAGGAAAAAAAGAGCCACAGGGCAUCUCCUGGGAGACUCCAGUGGAGGGUACAAUGAAGGGGGAGUCUCUAAUAGAGUCAGACUUUGGACAACAGCCCCAGGAGCAGGAAGAGCACCAUGUGCAUCUGAAACUAACCAUUGAAGAUUUUGUUCUGCACAAGAUGCUGGGGAAGGGCAGUUUUGGGAAGGUCUUCCUUGCAGAGCUGAAGAGUACAGACCAGUUUUUUGCUGUGAAAGCCCUGAAGAAGGAUGUGGUGCUGAUGGAUGAUGACGUUGAGUGUACAAUGGUGGAGAAGAGAGUCCUCUCCUUAGCUUGGGAGCACCCAUUCCUGACUCAUGUCUUCUGUACGUUCCAGACCAAGGAAAACCUCUUUUUUGUGAUGGAAUACCUCAAUGGAGGAGACCUCAUGUUCCAUAUCCAGAGCUGUCAUAAGUUCGACCUUCCUAGAGCAACGUUUUAUGCUGCUGAAAUCAUAUGCGGGCUCCAGUUCCUCCAUUCCAAGGGCAUAAUAUACAGAGACUUGAAGCUAGACAACGUCCUCUUGGACAAUGAGGGGCACAUCAAAAUUGCUGACUUUGGGAUGUGCAAGGAGAACAUGUUUGGAGAUGCGAAGACAAGCACUUUCUGUGGGACUCCUGACUAUAUUGCUCCUGAGAUAUUGCUGGGGCAGAAGUACAACACCUCCGUUGACUGGUGGUCCUUUGGUGUCCUCCUGUAUGAGAUGCUUAUUGGGCAGUCUCCUUUCCAUGGCCAAGAUGAAGAGGAGCUUUUCCAGUCUAUCCGUAUGGAUAACCCGUUCUACCCUCGCUGGCUUGACAAGGAUGCAAAGGACAUUUUGGUGAAGCUUUUUGUGAGAGAACCUGAGAGGAGACUGGGAGCAAGAGGAAACAUCCGCCAGCAUGCCUUUUUCCGGGAAAUAAACUGGGAGGCUUUAGAAGAAAGAAGGAUGGAACCUCCUUUCAAACCGAGAGUGAAAUCUCCGAGUGACUGUAGCAACUUUGACAAGGAAUUCCUAAAUGAAAAACCUAGACUGUCCUGUGCCGACAGAGCACUGAUUAACAGCAUGGACCAAAAUAUGUUCAGCAACUUUUCUUUCGUGAACCCUAAAAUGGAGAAAAUAUUUUCCUGAGGUCUGCCUUACUGAAGGAAUUCUCUGUAAUUGUUUGAGUAACACUUUGUCGACUGAAGACUGUGCAUGGUUGUUUUUAUCAAGAACCCUCCAGAAAAACACAUCAGUGAAGUUUGUACCAUACCUCUGGUUUCUCUGUAAGAAAAAAAAACAAGUGUAUUUGAGCUUCUGGUGAUGUCAGUGCCCAUUUCUGCAAUUAUCUACUAGGCCCUUCUUCUGAAGGACAAGUAGUUUGCUCAAGUCCUGAGGGCAUCUGGGAAGACUUCAGGCUGGAUGCCUUGGUAACCUCCACUUGUACGUAUGCAGAAAUGUGCAUGUGUGCUCAGGAGUUGUUUUUAAGAAGCAAUUUAACUCCCUACACACUUUAAAAAUAAUGUUCACAGGUGUUAGGAUUCGAUUUUGGAAUUGUGACAAAGAGACUUUGCAGGUGCCCAUUCCAGCAUUUGUACAUCUCAAUCAGAGGCCCCAGAACUAAGGACUCAACUCUGAAGGAGGAUCGUUGCCAUGGCAGAAAACCAGUGGUUUAUACUUCAUAUUUGAAGGAUGGGAAGCUGCAGACCAGCAGAAAGCCUCGAAAGCCCCUGUUCUAAAGCUUUAACCAUCCUCACACACACCAGGCUCAGAGCAAAAUCUGGGCUGAGCUUUCUGGAGUUUUAUCCUAAAACUGCAUGAGAAAGAUGGAAGAGGUAUCCUCCAGCCAUUGUUUAAGCACCAUAAAACUGGUCUUCCAGUCUCAGCAUUGGUAUAUUUUACUUGAAGGGUGUUAAACAGUCCUUGCAAAGGCCGAUAUACUUUAUAUCACUGUAAAUGAUGUUCCAGCUCUUUGGCAUGCAUGGUGGGCAUAGGUCAACAAGCAGCACCCAACAGUCACAGGGCAGGACAGCACAUCGGGUGAGGUCUCCUUCACCUUGUGACAUUUUGCUGUGUGUUCUAUCCCUUUGCAGCCUGUGGAAAUGUAGAUGGGUUGAAAAAAAAAGUCUUUUCUGCACUUCUUUCACCGUGGGAGCCUUUUAAAUAAAGAUGAACUGCUUUCUCAGGUUGGAGAGAUGUACAACCAUCCGGUUCCUGCUUGUCACUGAGACACCAGUUAAAUACUGGCUCAAAAUUAAGUCAAACCCCAAAUAGAGGAUUCUGGAAGAGCUUAGACUUAGGCAGUCACCCAAGUUGGUGGUUGUGCUCUAAUUGAAGUGUAUACAUUUGGAGCUUUGUUGCAUCAACCCCUCUAGUCCAUGGAGAGGAGAAGCUCCAGAAGAUGAGUCAUCCCAAAAUGAGAUUCCCUUCAGAGGUGCUUUUCUGGCUCUGCUGGAGCUGGUUGUCAACUUGGACCUUCCAAUAGGACGGAUGCAGCCGUGAAGGCAGUGCUGGGGUGUCGUUGGCCCUGGCUGCAGGCACCGAAUCCUGCAGGACCACGAUCAGAAGUGCCUAACUUCAGUUAGAAAAGCAGAGCAUCCUGAAAAAGGUUUCAGUCCAGUGACACACAUUGAAAACCUUGUUUGUGCUGCAUGAAAUGCAGGGGGCAUCUGUGCUCACAGUUUGUACAGCUGGUCAUCAUGUUUAAUUAGAACGGUUAGCAUGAAUUUUUUAAAUGCCAGUGCUGUUUGUACAGUUUAAUAAAAUGUUGUGUACAAUGGGAAA